CUCCCAUAUCAGGUCAUGGAAUGUUUUUCGCCUCAAGUUCAUUUGGUUCAUUUUUCAAGUCAUCUUCAAAGAAGAAGGGAUAUGCUGCACCACCAGUGGCAGUGGGACUAUCGUGCUGUCCAGCAACACUUAAAAACAGCUCAAGCAGCAGACCUAAGGAAGAAGAAUCUCCUCUUUUGAAGUUGGUAUCCCUGCAAAAUGCAGAUGGCUCCUGGCCUCAUGGGCCUGUCCUAGCUGCCAUAUUAGACUUGAGUGAAGCUGAUGUGGUCUCAGAUAUAUGGGCAACAGUGCUGGCUGUUCUCUGGCUUCAUUUGAAAGCUGCAGAGCAGAAAGACGAAUGGGAACUGCUGGAAGGAAAAGCUGUCCAUUGGCUCCAAAUGAAUGCAGGAGAUCAACUGGCUAAGUAUGUGAAUGAUGGCAAUGACGUUCUGGGAAGUAGAGUCAGCCCCCAGGUAUUCGGGCUCUGAGUUUACAAUGUCAUCCUAUGCCUGAAACUGGAACAUCUGCAUCUAUUCUGUUUCUAUUCUUGUUGAAAUGUAACCUGCUGCAACCUCCAUUAGAAGCUAUUAGUCCUGGGUUGCCUACCUCUUGACAUUCCCAGUGCCUUGCUUACAAACUCACUAAGUUCUAAUGCAUCACAAAUUGCUCUGUUGGUGCAUUGAUAUGCAAGCACUCUAGGUAUAAAGGUAGCAGUAGCAAUAGCAUUUAGGCUUAUGUAUCACCCCAUAGCAUUUUACAACACUUUUCCUCAGCUCAGAAUUAACCUCAGAUAAUAUUUUUGGUUGGUUGUCAAUUUCAUUAUGCUGGCAGUAUAAAAUAAGGAAGGGGAUGCUUACAGAAAAAGCUACUUUGGUGAAGUGAUUAAGGCAUCAAGCAGAAAUCAGGAGGUUGUGAAUCUUGCUUCAAGGACAAAACCAUCUGGGUGACCUUGAGGUAGUCACACUCUUGUAGCCUUAGGAAGCAGGCAAUAGUAAACCACUGCUGAAAAACCUUACCAAAAAAACAAACUGCAAGGUCUACUUCCAACCGUCACCAAAAAUCAACAAUAACUCAAAGGCACACACAUGAUUAGAUAUGAGAUUCUAUCACUAUUUGUAGUUUGAUUUAAUAUUCAUAAAUGUGUUUAUAAAGUUUGCAAAUAAGAACAGUAAGUUUAAAAUAGUUCUAAAAUGUUGAAUUAUGCAUUUUAUACUUGGAUGUUUAUCAGUAUAUGAAGAAUUUUGGAUUUAUUGAAUUUGAAAGGGAUUAUUCUCUUAUACCACCCCAGGCAUACAAUCUUGGAUAGAUGGUACAUAUUCGUACCGUGUUAUGAUGAACAGAAUAAAUACUCUGCAUAAAUAUUUAA
Thamnophis sirtalis is the source of this 1345-nucleotide messenger RNA. The record is from RefSeq and is a predicted model, not a curated record. NCBI's taxonomy places the organism in Eukaryota, Metazoa, Chordata, Lepidosauria, Squamata, Natricidae.